AGGUAUCACCCCCGAAACUUAAUUUUGUAUGGUAUUACUCCAGGCUCAAAGGAGCUUGAUGCCAAUCAGCUUCAAUUAUUUAUGAAGAACUACGUUGAUGAUUUGCUCUGCCUUUAUGAUGAAAGAAUCACGCUCAAGACACAAAAGUAUCCCAAUGGAAAGUCAAAUUAUAUCUUUGAGUUCAAACCUUAUUCAGUUGCAUUUUCAGGUCGCUGUGUUCCUGUAAUUCUGGUUGCAGUAUGCUGUGAUCAUCCAGCAAUGUGUAAGGUUUGUGGAUUUGGCAGCCACAGUAAAAAGGAAGGAUUCUGUUCAUGCUGCCACAUCCUGCAGUCAGAACUACGAACAAAGGCAGGAUUCCCUCGACGAGAUGGUGAGCAACAUAAGAAACAUGCUCGAGAAUAUGCAAACCUGGAGUCCAAGGAACGCGACAAAUUUUUCACCAAGCACAGUGCUCGAUGGUUUGAACUCAUUCACUUGCCAUAUUUUGACCCCAUUCGCAUGACUGUGAUUGACCCCAUGCACUGUUUUUGCUUGGUAAGGCACAUCAACGUUAUGCACUUGUCAUAA
Molecule: messenger RNA, 567 nt
Organism: Suillus subaureus
Lineage: Eukaryota; Fungi; Basidiomycota; Agaricomycetes; Boletales; Suillaceae
Exons: 2
Source: RefSeq, a predicted model, not a curated record